This is a messenger RNA of Diversispora eburnea, 175 nucleotides long. Lineage: Eukaryota; Fungi; Glomeromycota; Glomeromycetes; Diversisporales; Diversisporaceae. The record is from the annotation of a GenBank genome assembly.
AUGAACGAGGGCUAUAAUCUUGAUGAUCUCUUGGAACCUGAAGAAAUACAGCUACCAGAUGUAAGAUCUCUUUCCGAUAAAUCCAAGAAGAAGUCAUUGAAAUCCAUACUUCUCAUGAGAAAAUUAGUGUAUCAAGAAGCAGGAAAGUUUCGAACAGUGUUAAUGCAAGAACGAG